CUUUUUCCCCUCACCACCAAAAACAGCUCUUGAAUUGUCCACGAAUAUUUCUGUUGUUUGAGGUAAUUCAGCUGCCGUUACUGGCUAUUACUCGUUCAUACACGGUUUCCACUUGCUUAUGAAGCUUGGUGAUCCGCUCUAACUUCUUUGCUUUUACAAAUUUGCAACGCCACUACGGUCACCUAAAGUCAACAACACUUCGGGUGAAGCAAACUAUCCCACUCCCAUCAUUCCACAUUCAAAUAGCUUCAAAAUUUGUUAGAUUGUUCUCUUUAGAGGCUUUUUGUUCCCAUGUCUAUUGGUCAAAGUAUAGAGGAUCCAAUCGUUCGGGCAAUUCGCCAGAAAAGCCGUCCUCCAAAACACGACUUCACGGUGGUUGUAAAGGAAGACGGUACGACGGUUAGUACUUUGGAUCGUGUUGUUAAAAAUGUACAAGCACCUGCGACCUCUAUUCCCACAGACGAAGAGUUUUUCGACAAAAACGACCCGGAGAAACCCAAUUUAGCCUUUUUAAAGAACCAUUUCAUCCGUGAAGGACGUCUUUCCGAGGAACAAACGCUAUACAUUAUUCAGAAAGGUACCGAGAUUCUUCGAAAAGAGCCCAAUGUUUUGGAAAUUGAUGCCCCGGUUACUGUUUGCGGUGAUAUACAUGGUCAGUAUUACGAUUUAAUGAAGUUAUUUGAGGUCGGCGGAAACCCAUCUACCACACAAUAUCUUUUCCUCGGAGACUACGUUGAUCGGGGUUAUUUCUCUAUCGAAUGUGUCUUAUAUCUUUGGUCUUUAAAGAUCUGGUAUCCUACGUCUUUUUGGCUUCUCAGAGGCAACCAUGAGUGCCGGCAUUUGACCGAUUACUUUACGUUCAAACUUGAGUGCAAUCAUAAGUACAAUGAGAAGGUGUACGAAGCCUGUAUUGACUCCUUUUGCGCUCUGCCCCUUGCUGCCGUAAUGAACAACCAAUUCUUCUGUGUUCAUGGUGGCUUAUCACCCGAACUGCACACGAUCAACGAUGUCAACGAAAUCAACAGAUUCCGCGAACCGCCCACACACGGGCUUAUGUGCGAUUUAUUGUGGUCAGAUCCCGUUGAAGACUUUGGCUCCGAGGGACAUUCCAAACACUUCACACAUAACCACGUACGUGGCUGUUCUUACUACUAUACAUAUGCGGCAGCAUGCAGUUUCCUUGAACAGAAUAACCUCUUAUCCGUUAUUCGUGCCCACGAAGCUCAGGAUGUUGGCUAUCGUAUGUACCGCAAGACCAAAACCACUGGAUUUCCUUCCCUCAUGACAAUUUUUUCUGCCCCCAACUAUCUUGAUGUAUACAACAAUAAGGCUGCUGUUUUAAAGUAUGAGAACAACAUUAUGAAUAUCCGUCAGUUCAAUUGUUCUCCUCAUCCAUAUUGGCUUCCCAACUUCAUGGACGUUUUUACCUGGAGUUUACCAUUCGUCGGUGAGAAGAUUACGGAAAUGGUAAUCUCUAUGCUUAAUAUCUGUUCUAAGGAAGAAUUGUAUGAUUCCGAUGGCUCAUGUACAGUUGCCCGUCCUGUCAAGACAGCUGUCGAUCCUGAAGUGGAAGCACGUAGACAGAUCAUUAAAAACAAGAUCAUGGCUAUUGGAAGAAUAUCUCGUGUGUUCAGCGUUCUGCGUGAGGAGCGUGAGAGUGUCUCUGAGUUGAAAACGCUUACGGGACAACAGCGUUUGCCGGCCGGUACCCUGAUGCUAGGUGCUGAAGGCAUUAAGAACGCCAUUAGUUCUUUCGAUGAUGCACGUAAAUCUGAUUUACAGAACGAGAGGCUUCCUCCGCAAGGAAGUCGUCACUCAAUGGACGUUCCACCUCACGAAGAGCUGGACAAAGUUCUCUCUUCUGAUGACGGCGACGACCCAUCCAUUGAAAAACUGGCAGAACGUUUAUCUAUGUAGGUUUCAUUACUUUUACUUCGUUGAAUCUUCGCCAGCCGCUUUACGCUGCAAGCUUGUUUCAUGCACGAAACCAAUCAAAUUUCUUCACUGCGUUUUUCCUCUUUCAGUAAGUUUUUACUGCAUUAAAACUCGACUAAAGACGUGGCUCGAGCUAAAUUCCUUUUAGCAUACGAAUUAGGGAAGUUGAAGGACGACAUAUUAUGCCCGUCCUUCCACUGAAGCUAUCUGAGCUGCAGUUACAGACUACUAAACGCUUUAAACUGAUCGCACUCGUUUUGACCAAAAGCACUUAUUACUAUUAUGCUUACACGUUAGCCCUUUGGGAAUAUACAAUCUACAAAUCAAUCUGAUUCCGCCAUAGAUUGACAUAUCCUUUAAAUUAAACCAUGUUUUCCAGACAACAUUUUGGAUUGGUGCUUGUAAAAGAAAAACAUGUAUUUGUUCUACACAUUUGUAAGGUUAACAAAGCUGAAUGGUCGCCAGACCAAAUCAG
This is a messenger RNA of Schizosaccharomyces japonicus yFS275, 2410 nucleotides long. RefSeq names its product calcium-dependent serine/threonine protein phosphatase calcineurin. NCBI's taxonomy places the organism in Eukaryota, Fungi, Ascomycota, Schizosaccharomycetes, Schizosaccharomycetales, Schizosaccharomycetaceae. The coding region runs from base 292 to 1917 and encodes 541 amino acids. Gene Ontology annotation, molecular function: calcium-dependent protein serine/threonine phosphatase activity; phosphoprotein phosphatase activity; calmodulin-dependent protein phosphatase activity. The transcript is spliced from 2 exons. Gene Ontology annotation, cellular component: mitotic actomyosin contractile ring; calcineurin complex; mitotic actomyosin contractile ring, intermediate layer. Gene Ontology annotation, biological process: cellular response to calcium ion; regulation of cell morphogenesis; negative regulation of calcium ion import across plasma membrane. The record is from RefSeq and is a predicted model, not a curated record.